AUGUCAGAUAAUUCUGACGUCACGGAAACUAAACCCGAAGAAAAAGAAACUACAAUCCCCAGCAAAGAUGACGAUACUCUUGACGAGAGUGAGAAUGAUAACUCCCCUGAUAGUAUAGAGACCGAUGAGGAUGAAGUGCAGAAAGAUAGUGGCAAUAAAAAAUUGGAUGAACCAAAAAACGAUAAACCUGAAGAUGAGUCUCAAGAUAAUGGUGAAAAAACAAGUAAUGAAAAUUCGACCAACGAAAAAUCUCCAAAUGAUAUUGACAGUACAACUGAAAACAGUGAUAUUGUUGAUGAAAAUAAAAUCAUCGACUCAUCAAAUAAUGAAAGCGCAAACAGCAAAACCUUGUUCGAAUCUCCCUCAGACACAUCUCUGAGCGACAGCAAUGCCACACUUUCAUCGACCCAACAUCAAGACACGACCAGCACAUGGAUAUACCUAUUACUAAUAAUCACAGUAAGCAUAAUCCUUCUAUUAUCCUACCGUCUAAUGCGCCGAAAAUCAAAACCCGCUUCACGCAAACAAUGGCGUGGUCUCUUAAACGCAGCAGAUCGCGAUGCACCCAGUAAAUAUAACGAAAUCGAUUAUCAGGAUGUCGAGAUGCAGGAUUGGAGUGAGAGCGAUCGUGAGGGAGAUGUCGAAGAUAAUGAAUAUUUGGCGGCGGAUAUUGAAGGAUCGAAUGAUCAUUAUAACGCAAAUUUUAAUGUUGUGUUUUACCAAGAUAAUGAUGACGAUAAUGAUGUUGGAUUUUCAGAAGAAUCUGAAAAUAUUGAUUACUUAGCUAAUGUCGAAGACGAUAUCGAUGAAACUGAUAAUUGGGGAUGGCCAGAUGUGGAUGAUAGUACUACUAAUUUAUUAACUUAA
Ambispora leptoticha is the source of this 867-nucleotide messenger RNA. NCBI's taxonomy places the organism in Eukaryota, Fungi, Glomeromycota, Glomeromycetes, Archaeosporales, Ambisporaceae. The record is from the annotation of a GenBank genome assembly.